AUGGGGGCGGAGCUCACCAGCAGACUCUCUGAACAAGGGUAUGCAGUCUGCAGACUGUUUGUUGCUCCAGACGACUUGGAGGAGAUGGCGCAAACAGCAGACAGGUGUGUGCAGGAAGGCGCCUUCUCGAGACUCGCGGCCGAGCUGGAAAGCGGGUAUUUGGGCCAGGAGGGCAAGGGAAAGACUUUGUCGGUGGAUCUCGACAGCAGCGACACUGCGGACUUUCUCCGAGAGUCUUCGCUGAAGGUCUUCGAAGACGCCAUAGAGGCGGUUGGCACCCUGCUGAGACCGUAUGUGGAGCGGGAGCUGGGUUUCGACAUUUACAGUCGCACCAGUACCAUGAUGUCGCUGCCGUUUGAUGACGAUGAGGACAUGUUUUCUGCGCCGGACAUCGACAAUGAAGAAGCUGCAAACUUCCUCUCCAUGAUGUGGCGCUCCAAGCUGAUGAUCCUGGUGAACAUUGGGCCUGGGACCACCACUCUCACCUUGACCCCGAAAGCCAUCACGGACCAGGAGCCAACGAAGCCUGAGCUGAAGCUCCUUCCGGGCAUGCUUUGCGUGUUCUGCAUCGACAGGUACAAGUUCGCAAACCAGUCGGAGGAGAAGUCUCUUUCCCUUUCCGCGUUCUUUCUGGAUGCUCCUCGUGAAUAUGUCAUAGAUAACAUCACAGGCGACUUUACUUUUCUCACUGGAACCAUCUCUGGACCAGCACAGCCAAAGGGAGACUCAGUGCCGGUGGUGGCCAUGGGUGAGCGCUACGCCUUCGGCGUGGAUGAGCCCUGGAAGGCUUGGGUGGCCUACGCCAAAGCCGGCUGGGACACCAUCACCAAGCAUCCUCAGGCACGGUGGGACUGCGACACCUACUAUGAUCCUGACGCAGAUCAGACCUCCGGCAAGUCAUACACUUGCCAUGGUGGCUUCUCAGAUGGUAUUGAGCUUUUCGACUGCAAGUUUUUCGAUAUCUCGCCCGCAGAAGCGCGAGGCAUGGACCCCACCCAGCGCCAGGUUCUUGAGGUCUCGUACAUCUCGCUGCAGGGCGCGGGCUGGACUAAGAAGAUGCUGCAGGCCAAGCCCGCGAACAUUGGCGUGUUUGUGGGCCUGGACAAGAACGAGUGGAACGGCCUCCCUAAGGACAUCGCAGGUGGCUUCGCGGCCUCCAGCGGGGCGAACGCCAUCACCUCCAACCGCUUCAACUACUGCAUGAACUUGAAGGGGGCCAGCAUGACGAUGGACACGGCUUGCUCCUCCUCGCUCGCCAGCGCCUUUUUUGUGACUUGA
This is a messenger RNA of Effrenium voratum, 1278 nucleotides long. The record is from the annotation of a GenBank genome assembly. NCBI's taxonomy places the organism in Eukaryota, Dinophyceae, Suessiales, Symbiodiniaceae.